This is a messenger RNA of Vespula vulgaris, 1905 nucleotides long. Its product is annotated as mitochondrial fission regulator 2-like. The record is from RefSeq and is a predicted model, not a curated record. NCBI's taxonomy places the organism in Eukaryota, Metazoa, Arthropoda, Insecta, Hymenoptera, Vespidae. Gene Ontology annotation, cellular component: mitochondrion. The transcript has 5 exons. Bases 169 to 870 code for a protein of 233 amino acids. Gene Ontology annotation, biological process: mitochondrial fission; aerobic respiration.
CAGUCAUAUGCAUGUUGGCCGCGCGUCGAUGUAACGAAGCUAUUUUUGUUUUAAAUUUCGAAUGACCCUGAUGUACUCUGCUAGAUAUCUUACACGUGUUCAUGUAUCAUAUCGGAAUUGGAAGUUAAAAGUAAUAAGUUUUCGGAAAAACUUUUUAUAAAUUCAAAGAUGGGUGAAGCACCUAAAUAUUACGGUAAAAGAAGGAGUAUCGUGCGCAGAAUUGGAUCAUUUUUACCUUUAAGGCCACCUCCAAAAAUUUAUGUAAGCGUCACACCUCUGCAUUCUAUGACAAGUUCCAUGAUUAACGAGGAAACUAGUAAUGAUUAUGUUGAUUCAAAUGGUUAUGGACCUGCAAGUGGUAGGUUAUUAGGUAGCAGACCGGAUUUAUUGGAACCAAUUAGUUUUGGUUCUGAAAUUCGAUUACUUGCUUUAGAACAAGAAUUACAAGAGCUCAGAGAGCAGAUAUCGGUAAUAGUUAAAAGUAGUAAACAAUCGCAAUAUACAUCCACUGCAUCUUUGUCCAGCGAAAAGGAUUUUAAACCUCAGCCACCUCCACCACCACCGCUUCCGCCACCUUCAACUCCGCACAUUGCAAGAAGGGCAAGUUUACAAGAUCACAAAAUUGAAGAUCGUAAAAAAGUGCCAUUAAAUACACAGAAAUCAAUGGGUGAUAUAUUGAAAGACAUUGAUAAAGUCAAGUUGAGGCCGAUCGCAAGAUCCCCUGGAGGUCGGCCAUUACAAAUGAAACGUGUAAAUAGUCCGUGCAACGACUUGCAAGAAAUUUUACGUAAACGAUACAUCGCAAUGCAAUCACCCGAUAGCAGAAACUCAUCUGGUAAUUUAACGUUAGAUGAUUCUUUUUCAACUUAGUUUGUACUAAUAAUCGUACAGCACGCCAUACAAUUCGUUGCUUUGAUGACAACGAUCGUAUGCAAUCAAUAUGCAUUUAUGCAAUGCAACAAUUUAUUUUCGUGCUGUUAAAUAUUAUGAAUCUUUUAAAUUUAUAAUCCAAUUACUUAUCUCAUAACACAGUUCCUUUUAAUUUAAAACGAAUUUAAACGCGUGGCACAUAAAAUUUAGGUAAUUCUACGAAAUAUUUUUCCUAGCGUAGUGUACAAAACGAAUAGAACUCACUUUAGAAAGAGAGAAAGAGAGAGAAAGAGAGACAUACUUUAAUAGAUGAUAUUAAGGAUUCUCUGAAUUUGCCAGGGUAGAUUUUUUUGUUACAGCAAGUAACGAUAAUACUUUGCUAACCAAAGAAUCGAAGGGUGGAGUGCAAUUCUCUCACGGAAAUAGAUCUCGUUUUUAAUUUUGACAUAUAUUGACGAAAUUUUAUUCCAAAUUGUAACGAAUAUAUUAGCGCAAACACAUUUUUAUUUGUUGUAUCUUAAAUCUAAGAGAUGACAUGAGACGAUAGAACUUUAUAUUCCUUAAUUUUUAAUUCACAUAUCCGGCUAAUGUAUAUCAAGUAAUAAGUUAAUCAUUUAUUUUAUCGUGCCAGAAUUAUAUAGAUUAUUAUUUCUGUUUCCUAAACAUGAUUAUUGUGAUAUUAAGAUUCUUAAUAGGAUUUCACAGAUUAUGAAUGAAAACAAAUAUAAUGUGUACGGUUCCAUAGAAGAAGAAGAAGUAAGUGAAUUAUGAAUCUUCGAUAUGAAUUUCAGACAUGCGAUAAGUUUUAUGUUCGUACCAUGCGCUUUUAUGUUCAAUGUAUACCAUUUUCUUAUAUGCAUAUAUGCUCGAAUAACAUAAUUCUAUAAUGAUAAAAUAAUAUAGACCCGUUCGUAAUUGGUUUGUGGAGAGACUGAAUACGAUCUUUAAUGAUAUUACGAAUGUACAGAUGCGUUUUAUACAUAAAGCUUUUAUUAAUAAUAAAUACGAAAAAAUAAACGUUAUUGUUAAAGAAAA